AAUGUACAUCAAGAUCAAAUUAUUUCUAAAUAAAAAUGGGAAAGGGACACCAAGGCAAGUGCUUUGGAUUCCUCCUCUUACUAUGCUUCUUCAGUUCAACUUUCGCACGCAGGAUUCUUAAGGAUCUAGACCAUGUAGUGAAGCCUGGGAAGGUUAGUUUGAGGGAACAAGAUCAUGGCUUGUUCAGUCUAGAACCUGACCACAAAGUCAAGCCUGGUCAUAAGCUGCAGUCCGCGUGGUGGGGUGAGCCAGAAGAGCCUGAGGACAAGGUCAAGCCUGAUCAUAAACUGCAAUCCAUGUGGCGUGAGCUAGAAGAACCUGAUCCUGAAAAAAAGCAUGCUCAUAAAGUAAUGCCUGAUUACAAAGAGAAGCUUAAUGAUGGUGGUAAAGAGAAGAUUGAUGACAUAGAGAGGCCUGAUCAUAAAGUAAAGCCUAAUUACAAUGAGAAGCUUAAUGAUGCUGACAAAGAGAAGAUUGAUGGCAUAGAGAAGCCUGAUCAUGAAGUAAAGCCUAAUUACAAAGAGAAGCUUAAUGAUGGUGGGAAAGAGAAGAUUGAUGACAUAGGGAAGCCUGAUCAUAUAGUAAAGCCUAAUUACAAAGAGAAGCUUAAUGCUGACAAAGAGAAGAUUGAUGACAUAGAGAAGCCUGAUCAUAUAGUAAAGCCUAAUUACAAAGAGAGGCUUAAUGAUGGUGGCAAAGAGAAGAUUGAUGACAUAGAGAAGCCUGAUCAUGAAGUAAAGCCUGAUUACAAAGAGAAGCUUAAAGACAAAGAGAAGAUUGAUGGCAUAGAGAAGCCUGAUCACACAGUUAAGCCUAUGGGAUAUGGCUAUGGCGUUGGUUAUGGCAGUGGAGGCAGCGGCUUCGGAGAAGGAAUAGGCUCUAGUGGUGGCAGUGGCUUUGGAGAAGGGAUAGGCUCUAGUGGAGGCAGUGGCUUCGGAGAAGGGAUUGGCUCUAGUGGUGGCAGUGGCUUCGGAGAAGGAAUAGGCUCAAGUGGAGGCAGUGGUUUUGGAGAAGGAAUAGGCUAUGGUGAUGGUUCAGGUGUUGGCAUUGGAGAAGGAAGAGGAUCAGGGUAUGGCCAACCCAAUUGCGGUCCUGUCAGGGGAGCCCCAGGUACCGGAUUCGGUGAAGGCAUUGGACGAGGUAGUGGUUCAGGGGAAGGGAUUGGUAUCGGUAGAGGAGGAAGUGGCUCUACUGGUGUACCCAGUGUAGUUGUCCCUCCCAUAACUGUACCAGGCACAACAAUCCCUCCCAUAACUGUGCCAGGCACCCACAUUCCCGGUUUUACCAUUCCGGGAGUGACGGUUCCUGGCUUUGGUACUGGUGGAGGAUGCCAAACCGGUGGGUGCACCCCAAGCGUGCCAUACUACCAUCCACCUAUAUACCAACCACCAAACUGUCCCCAUUGUCCUCCUUUCGUUUCAGGACUAGAUAAAGGGACCAUGACCGAAGCUCUUGCACCCAUGUCAAAUGAGAUGCACAACUAAACUUUGUGUCCAUGGAGAACACAAAGUCUGACAAUGAGAUUAAAGUAUAUUUUGGUUUGGUAAAAGCUUCACGUUAAGUUGAAUAAUCCAACUUUAUCCCAAAUAAAGUUCUGAAUAAGUGAAAUGUGGCGAAGAAAUAGUAUUGUGUAAAGAAGCAGGCAACAGAAACUGUAUUUUGCAUUUUCAUGGAUGUAUCUUUGACAAUGAGUUUUUAAUAGGCCCAAGCUUGUAUUAUAGUGUGUUAUUUCCUUAAUUUUAAGAUAAAGAGUGAUUAUGGUGGUGGGUUUAAUAGAA
This is a messenger RNA of Brassica oleracea var. oleracea, 1778 nucleotides long. RefSeq names its product zinc finger CCCH domain-containing protein 4-like. The transcript has a single exon. The coding region runs from base 36 to 1484 and encodes 482 amino acids. The record is from RefSeq and is a predicted model, not a curated record. Lineage: Eukaryota; Viridiplantae; Streptophyta; Magnoliopsida; Brassicales; Brassicaceae.